AUGGACGUGGACGUGGACGUGGACGUGGACGUGGACGUGGACGUGGACGUGGACAUGGACGUGGACGUGGACAUGGACGUGGACGUGGACGUGGACGUGGACGUGGACUUGGACGUGGACGUGGACAUGGACGUGGACGUGGACAUGGACGUGGACGUGGACGUGGACGUGGACAUGGACGUGGACGUGGACGUGGACAUGGACGUGGACGUGGACGUGGACAUGGACGUGGACGUGGACAUGGACGUGGACAUGGACGUGGACGUGGACGUGGACGUGGACGUGGACGUGGACGUGGACGUAGACGUGGACAUGGACGUGGACGUGGACGUGGACGUGGACGUGGACGUGGACGUGGACGUGGACGUGGACGUGGACGUGGACAUGGACGUGGACGUGGACGUGGACGUAGACGUGGACGUGGACGUGGACGUGGACGUGGACGUGGACGUGGACGUGGACGUGGACAUGGACGUCGACGUGGACGUCGACGUGAACAUGGAUGUGGACAUGGACGUGGACUUGGACGUGGACGUGGACGUGGACGUAGAAAUGGACGUGGACGUGGACGUGGACAUGGACGUGGACGUGGACGUGGACGUAGAAAUGGACGUGGACGUGGACGUGGACGUGGACGUGGACGUGGACAUGGACGUGGACAUGGACGUGGACGUGGACGUGGACGUGGACAUGGACGUGGACGUGGACGUGGAUGUGGACGUGGACGUGGACGUAGUUAUGGACGUGGACGUGGACGUGGACGUGGACCUGGACGUGGACAUGGACGUGGACAUGGACGUGGACAUGGACGUGGACAUAGACAUGGACGUGGACAUGGACGUGGACGUGGACAUGGACGUGGACGUGGACGUAGAAAUGGACGUAGAAAUGGACGUGGACGUGGACGUGGACAUGGACGUGGACAUAGACGUGGACGUGGACAUGGACGUGGACUUGGACGUGGACGUGGACAUGGACGUGGACAUGGACGUAGACGUGGACGUGGACGUGGACAUGGACGUGGACGUGGACGUGGACAUGGACGUGGACGUGGACAUGGACGUGGACGUGGACGUGGACAUGGACGUGGACAUGGACGUGGACAUGGACGUGGACGUGGACAUGGACGUGGACGUGGACAUGGACGUGGACGUGGACGUGGACGUGGACGUGGACGUGGACAUGGACGUGGACACGGACGUGGACUUGGACGUGGACGUGGACUUGGACGUGGACGAGACGUGGACACGUGGACGUGGACGUGGACUUAGACACGUGGACGUGGACAUGGACAUGGACGUCGACGUGGACGUGGACGUGGACAUGGACGUGGACGUGGACGUGGACGUGGACAUGGACGUGGACGUGGACGUGGACAUGGACGUGGACAUGGACGUGGACAUGGACGUGGACGUGGACAUGGACGUGGACGUGGACAUGGACGUGGACGUGGACGUGGACGUGGACGUGGACAUGGACGUGGACGUGGACGUGGACUUGGACGUGGACGUGGACAUGGACGUGGACGUGGACAUGGACGUGGACGUGGACGUGGACAUGGACGUGGACGUGGACGUGGACGUGGACAUGGACGUGGACGUGGACGUGGACAUGGACGUGGACGUGGACAUGGACGUGGACAUGGACGUGGACGUGGACGUGGACGUGGACGUGGACGUGGACGUAGACGUGGACGUGGACGUGGACGUGGACGUGGACGUGGACGUGGACGUGGACGUGGACGUGGACGUGGACGUGGACAUGGACGUGGACGUGGACGUAGACGUGGACGUGGACGUGGACGUGGACGUGGACGUGGACAUGGACGUCGACGUGGACGUCGACGUGAACAUGGACGUGGACAUGGACGUGGACUUGGACGUGGACGUGGACGUGGACGUAGAAAUGGACGUGGACGUGGACGUGGACAUGGACGUGGACGUGGACGUGGACGUAGAAAUGGACGUGGACGUGGACGUGGACGUGGACGUGGACGUGGACGUGGACAUGGACGUGGACGUGGACGUGGACUUGGACGUGGACGUGGACAUGGACGUGGACGUGGACAUGGACGUGGACGUGGACGUGGACGUGGACAUGGACGUGGACGUGGACGUGGACAUGGACGUGGACGUGGACGUGGACAUGGACGUGGACGUGGACGUGGACGUGGACGUGGACGUGGACGUGGACGUGGACGUGGACGUGAACGUGGACGUGGACGUGGACGUGGACGUGGACGUGGACAUGGACGUGGACGUGGACGUGGACGUGGACGUGGACGUGGACGUGGACGUGGACGUGGACAUGGACGUCGACGUGGACGUCGACGUGAACAUGGACGUGGACAUGGACGUGGACUUGGACGUGGACGUGGACGUGGACGUAGAAAUGGACGUGGACGUGGACGUGGACAUGGACGUGGACGUGGACGUGGACGUAGAAAUGGACGUGGACGUGGACGUGGACGUGGACGUGGACAUGGACGUGGACAUGGACGUGGACGUGGACGUGGACGUGGACAUGGACGUGGACGUGGACGUAGUUAUGGACGUGGAGGUGGACGUGGACGUGGACAUGGACGUGGACAUGGACGUGGACAUGGACGUGGACAUGGACGUGGACAUAGACAUGGACGUGGACAUGGACGUGGACGUGGACAUGGACGUGGACGUGGACGUAGAAAUGGACGUGGACGUGGACAUGGACGUGGACUUGGACGUGGACGUGGACAUGGACGUGGACAUGAACGUAGAUGUGGACGUGGACGUGGACAUGGACGUGGACGUGGACGUGGACGUGGACAUGGACGUGGACGUGGACAUGGACGUGGACGUAGACGUGGACAUGGACGUGGACAUGGACGUGGACAUGGAUGUGGACGUGGACAUGGACGUGGACGUGGACAUGGACGUGGACGUGGACGUGGACGUGGACGUGGACGUGGACGUGGACGUGGACAUGGACGUGGACAUGGACGUGGACUUGGACAUGGACGUGGACUUGGACGUGGACGUGGACGUGGACAUGGACGUGGACGUGGACAUGGACGUGGACGUGGACGUGGACGUGGACGUGGACGUAGAAAUGGACGUGGACGUGGACGUGGACAUGGACGUGGACGUAGACGUGGACGUGGACAUGGACGUGGACGUGGACGUGGACAUGGACGUGGACGUGGACAUGGACGUGGACAUGGACGUGGACGUGGACGUGGACGUGGACGUGGACGUGGACGUGGACGUGGACGUGGACGUGGACGUGGACGUGGACGUGGACAUGGACGUGGACGUGGACGUAGACGUGGACGUGGACGUGGACGUGGACGUGGACGUGGACGUGGACAUGGACGUCGACGUGGACGUCGACGUGAACAUGGACGUGGACAUGGACUGUGGACUUGGACAAAUGGACGUGGACGUGGACGUGGACGUGGACGUGGACGUGGACGUGGACAUGGACGUGGACGUGGACGUGGACUUGGACGUGGACGUGGACAUGGACGUGGACGUGGACAUGGACGUGGACGUGGACGUGGACGUGGACAUGGACGUGGACGUGGACGUGGACGUGGACAUGGACGUGGACGUGGACGUGGACAUGGACGUGGACGUGGACGUGGACGUGGACGUGGACGUGGACGUGGACGUGAACGUGGACGUGGACGUGGACGUGGACGUGGACGUGGACAUGGACGUGGACGUGGACGUAGACGUGGACGUGGACGUGGACGUGGACGUGGACGUGGACGUGGACGUGGACAUGGACGUCGACGUGGACGUCGACGUGAACAUGGACGUGGACAUGGACGUGGACUUGGACGUGGACGUGGACGUGGACGUAGAAAUGGACGUGGACGUGGACGUGGACAUGGACGUGGACGUGGACGUGGACGUAGAAAUGGACGUGGACGUGGACGUGGACGUGGACGUGGACAUGGACGUGGACAUGGACGUGGACGUGGACGUGGACGUGGACAUGGACGUGGACGUGGACGUAGUUAUGGACGUGGAGGUGGACGUGGACGUGGACAUGGACGUGGACAUGGACGUGGACAUGGACGUGGACAUGGACGUGGACAUAGACAUGGACGUGGACAUGGACGUGGACGUGGACAUGGACGUGGACGUGGACGUAGAAAUGGACGUGGACGUGGACAUGGACGUGGACUUGGACGUGGACGUGGACAUGGACGUGGACAUGAACGUAGAUGUGGACGUGGACGUGGACAUGGACGUGGACGUGGACGUGGACGUGGACAUGGACGUGGACGUGGACAUGGACGUGGACGUAGACGUGGACAUGGACGUGGACAUGGACGUGGACAUGGACGUGGACGUGGACAUGGACGUGGACGUGGACAUGGACGUGGACGUGGACGUGGACGUGGACGUGGACGUGGACAUGGACGUGGACAUGGACGUGGACUUGGACAUGGACGUGGACUUGGACGUGGACGUGGACGUGGACGUGGACAUGGACGUGGACGUGGACAUGGACGUGGACGUGGACGUGGACGUGGACGUGGACGUAGAAAUGGACGUGGACGUGGACGUGGACAUGGACGUGGACGUAGACGUGGACGUGGACAUGGACGUGGACUUGGACGUGGACGUGGACAUGGACGUGGACAUGGACGUAGACGUGGACGUGGACGUGGACAUGGACGUGGACGUGGACGUGGACGUGGACAUGGACGUGGACGUGGACAUGGACGUGGACGUGGACGUGGACAUGGACGUGGACAUGGACGUGGACAUGGACGUGGACGUGGACAUGGACGUGGACGUGGACAUGGACGUGGACGUGGACGUGGACGUGGACGUGGACGUGGACAUGGACGUGGACAUGGACGUGGACUUGGACGUGGACGUGGACUUGGACGUGGACGAGACGUGGACACGUGGACGUGGACGUGGACUUAGACACGUGGACGUGGACGUGGACAUGGACGUCGACGUGGACGUGGACGUGGACAUGGACGUGGACGUGGACGUGGACGUGGACAUGGACGUGGACGUGGACGUGGACAUGGACGUGGACAUGGACGUGGACAUGGACGUGGACGUGGACAUGGACGUGGACGUGGACAUGGACGUGGACGUGGACGUGGACGUGGACAUGGACGUGGACGUAGACUUGGACGUGGACGUGGACAUGGACGUGGACGUGGACAUGGACGUGGACGUGGACGUGGACGUGGACAUGGACGUGGACGUGGACGUGGACGUGGACAUGGACGUGGACGUGGACGUGGACAUGGACGUGGACGUGGACAUGGACGUGGACAUGGACGUGGACGUGGACGUGGACGUGGACGUGGACGUGGACGUGGACGUAGACGUGGACAUGGACGUGGACGUGGACGUGGACGUGGACGUGGACGUGGACGUGGACGUGGACGUGGACGUGGACAUGGACGUGGACGUGGACGUAGACGUGGACGUGGACGUGGACGUGGACGUGGACGUGGACAUGGACGUCGACGUGGACGUCGACGUGAACAUGGACGUGGACAUGGACGUGGACUUGGACGUGGACGUGGACGUGGACGUAGAAAUGGACGUGGACGUGGACGUGGACAUGGACGUGGACGUGGACGUGGACGUAGAAAUGGACGUGGACGUGGACGUGGACGUGGACGUGGACGUGGACAUGGACGUGGACAUGGACGUGGACGUGGACGUGGACGUGGACAUGGACGUGGACGUGGACGUGGAUGUGGACGUGGACCUGGACGUAGUUAUGGACGUGGACGUGGACGUGGACGUGGACCUGGACGUGGACAUGGACGUGGACAUGGACGUGGACAUGGACGUGGACAUAGACAUGGACGUGGACAUGGACGUGGACGUGGACAUGGACGUGGACGUGGACGUAGAAAUGGACGUAGACGUGGACAUGGACGUGGACUUGGACGUGGACGUGGACAUGGACGUGGACAUGAACGUAGACGUGGACGUGGACGUGGACAUGGACGUGGACGUGGACGUGGACGUGGACAUGGACGUGGACGUGGACAUGGACGUGGACGUGGACGUGGACAUGGACGUGGACAUGGACGUGGACAUGGACGUGGACGUGGACAUGGACGUGGACGUGGACAUGGACGUGGACGUGGACGUGGACGUGGACGUGGACGUGGACGUGGACGUGGACGUGGACGUGGACAUGGACGUGGACAUGAACGUGGACUUGGACAUGGACGUGGACUUGGACGUGGACGAGACGUAG
Molecule: messenger RNA, 6234 nt
Organism: Closterium sp. NIES-65
Lineage: Eukaryota; Viridiplantae; Streptophyta; Zygnematophyceae; Desmidiales; Closteriaceae
Source: the annotation of a GenBank genome assembly